Osmia bicornis bicornis is the source of this 602-nucleotide messenger RNA. RefSeq lists its product as uncharacterized. Lineage: Eukaryota; Metazoa; Arthropoda; Insecta; Hymenoptera; Megachilidae. The transcript is spliced from 4 exons. The record is from RefSeq and is a predicted model, not a curated record. Bases 30 to 533 code for a protein of 167 amino acids.
CGAGCCUAUCGCGAAGCUGUGAUCACGCCAUGCAGAUUCACGUUGCUCUGCUUGUCGUCGUUGUGAUCCUGGUCGCAUCGAUAGAGUCGAAACCGAUCUGGCCGAAUCUGUACGUCAGCAAUUAUCCUUCGGAAGCCAUCAGUGUGCAGCCGCAACUCCUUCAGUACCAGGACACCUAUUCUCCCUAUUACGUUUACAAUGUACGCACGGACUUAAAUGCAAUUCCUGCAACCAUCCUUGCAAAUGGAAAGCCAGCGGUCCCCCAUUUACCUACCUAUAACUUUUAUUAUGGCACUCCGGUGUACGACCUCCGGUUCCCAUUAAACCCAGUAUAUCCUUUAUUGAAACCUGGACAACCAGGGCCACUGCCUAAGCCAAACCCACCGUCAACGACCACCAUGAAACCAACGGAAGAAAGCGAUGAUGGCAUCGAGAAAUUGGACACGAAAGUUGAACCGGAGAAGGAAAUGAAGGAACCAGUUGACAGCAACGAGAACGACGACGACGACAGCAUCACCAUAGAUUCAAUAUGAAACCAGUCUCUUUUGUAUUUCCACGUGAAUUGAUUUUGAUUGAAUAAAGUUUAUUAAUUUUGUAAUUAA